This is a messenger RNA of Polyodon spathula (Mississippi paddlefish), 1511 nucleotides long. RefSeq names its product hematopoietically-expressed homeobox protein hhex-like. Gene Ontology annotation, molecular function: DNA-binding transcription factor activity, RNA polymerase II-specific; RNA polymerase II cis-regulatory region sequence-specific DNA binding. NCBI's taxonomy places the organism in Eukaryota, Metazoa, Chordata, Actinopteri, Acipenseriformes, Polyodontidae. Gene Ontology annotation, biological process: cell differentiation; regulation of transcription by RNA polymerase II. The coding region runs from base 170 to 985 and encodes 271 amino acids. The record is from RefSeq and is a predicted model, not a curated record. The transcript has 4 exons.
AAGGUACCCAGUGGAGAGAGAAGAAAGAUUGCGUUUAAGAUUCGAUCAUCCAGCAGUGAAGAGCUAUAUUUCAUGAACAACUGGAACUGAAUGACUUCACUGAGAAGAGGAAGAAUCUAGGAUAAGUUUGUAUUUGUUUCUUAAAGUUUAGCGGACUUUGGAAAUAACCAUGCAGUACCAACACUCUACGUCUCCGGCGAUGAGUGUCAGCGUUCCUCUUUACGCACCGACUCCAAUUCAGCCGGUGCACCCAACUCCGUUUUAUAUUGACGAUAUUCUGGGCAGAAAUGUGACUUCCACCUCUACUCCAUUGAUGCCGACCCCAGCUCUGCCGUCGGCAAAUUCCUCCUUUACCAGCUUGGUCUCACCGUACAGGACUCCAAUUUACGAACCGACCCCGAUUCAUCCAGCGUUUUCGCAUCCGGCAGCACUGACAGCUACGUAUAACACGGGAGCGUUUGCUGGUUCAUUCUUCCCUUUUCACCGGACAAUGGGCGACUACGCACAUGCAUUAAUCAGACAUGAUCCCCUUGGAAAGCCUCUUCUGUGGACUCCCUUUAUUCAAAGGCCUCUGCACAAAAGAAAGGGCGGGCAGGUUCGAUUUUCGAACGAUCAAACUAUUGAGCUGGAAAAGAAAUUUGAGACACAGAAGUAUCUCUCACCCCCCGAACGAAAAAGACUCGCAAAGAUGUUACAGCUCAGCGAAAGACAGGUAAAGACUUGGUUUCAGAAUCGCAGAGCAAAAUGGCGACGCUUGAAGCAGGAAAACCCUCAAGGAACCAAAAGGGAAGAAUGCGAAAUUUCUGGAAGCCGUUGUGAUCAGAGGCAGGACAUCUCUUUGAAUCCCGAGCAGAGAAACAAAGAAAUAAUUCUUAGCAGAUCCCAAUGCUCAUCAUCGCCGGCAUCUCAAGAGGAAAUCGAAUCCGACAUCUCAGAAGAUUCGGAACAAGACGUGGACAUUGAAGAGGACAGGCAUUUUUCAUGAAAUGUACAAUGAAAGACUGCUCGAAUGCAAUUAAAAACCACUUAGCUAUCGCACUAUGGACCUAAUUCUCAGUUGGUUUACGCGCUAUUUACGCCGUGUUUUAGGGCGUAAAUAACGAAAACAGGACAUGAAAAGGCAAUACAACGAUAAAUAGGUGCAUGGCUAAGUAGCUGAUGUAUAUAUGUACUUAUAUUUGAGGGAUCUCAACAUAACAUUAGUAUAUCAUACGGCCAACAAAGAAGUUCAACCAGAUCUAUUUAACUUAAAGAGUAUAUGUUUUUGUACAGUGUCUUUGCGAGUUUCUUUUUUGAGCAUUGUUCACCUAAAUAAAUAUUGUACGAUAUGCUUGCUUUACUUGUGAUGCGUGAAUUUAAUCUGUUUUAAUGAAAGCAAGCUUAUUUUUGUUGUAUGUAUUUUGUUGUUUUUUUAAAAGGUAAAACUUCGUGCUGUAAAUACCUGUUUGUAAAUGAUACACAACACAGCCAUGGAAAAUACUUGUUGAGUUCCUAAUAAACUCUGCAUCGUU